GACAUAUCUCUGGCACAAAGAAGACGCUGAAAAUGUCUCCAAAUAUGACCUGUGAAGCUAUCCAGUCUUUCUCUCCAAGGCUUACUGUGGCCAAAAGAAAGGAGGCUCUUGAGCUUAGAAAGACUAUGAAGCCUUUGAUGGAAAAAAGAAGGCGCGCCCGAAUCAACGACAGCCUGAACCAUUUAAAAAGCCUGAUCCUUCCCCUCACAGGAAGAGAUAAGUCUCGCUACUCAAAGCUUGAGAAAGCCGACAUCCUGGAAAUGACUGUGACGUUCCUCAGCGACAUUCCCCCAAUUAACGCAAAAGAUGCCACAGACAACUACAAAGAGGGCUUCAAAGCCUGCCUCCAGCGCGUCUCCGCUCUGCUUCCCAAAACGAGCUUGGAUCAGGACGCCCGCCAAAGGAUGACCGAAUUCAUCCAGCAUUCCACUCCCGCCAGCGUCAAGCCAUCUUGCCUGAAUUGCUGUUCCCAGACCUCCAGUACAUUCCCUCAGAUUCAGCAAAGACUCCUGAACCUCAAAUCCAGCUUCAGCAUCAACCUGGAGAGCAAGUCCCGCAGCAGCAGCGCAGUGGCUCCCGGCCGCGCGCAGCCAGUCCCGCAGGCUGUCAGCGCGUCCAUGUGGAGACCCUGGUAGAUAUUUUCAGUUGAUGUGCACGGGUUUCUCAAAAGACUUUGAAAUAUUGAUAAAAUAGCGUCACUUGUAAAUAUGCACAGUGAUUCCACGCUCGUUAUCGUUGAUGAAAAGUAAGAAUUCGUCGUUAAAUCGUCACAGUUGAGUAUUAUAUACUUGUUUGUUGCGCACACGUCUGCUGUCCUGUAUAAGUCGACAAGUUUAGACAGUCGUAUUUCUUUAAAUCUGCAUGUAUGUAUACGUUGAAUAUUUAGUCCUCUCGUUGGACUAAGUGAAUAAGGGCCGUUGAAACAGCCCUGUAAGACCCAAAGGGUCAUUGUGUUUGAAUUUGCAUAAAGACUGUAGUCUGUGCAGAUGGAACUUGUAGACAUUUUACAUGUCACUGUCAGUAUCUCUGUUGGGAUGUGAUUUAUUUUUGCUAUUUUCAGCAAAUGUUGUAUAUAUGUUAUAUGUAAAAAAAAAACAAAAAAAUAAACUG
Labrus mixtus (cuckoo wrasse) is the source of this 1110-nucleotide messenger RNA. RefSeq names its product transcription factor HES-2-like. Gene Ontology annotation, cellular component: nucleus. The transcript has 4 exons. Gene Ontology annotation, molecular function: DNA-binding transcription factor activity, RNA polymerase II-specific; RNA polymerase II cis-regulatory region sequence-specific DNA binding; protein dimerization activity. NCBI's taxonomy places the organism in Eukaryota, Metazoa, Chordata, Actinopteri, Labriformes, Labridae. Bases 33 to 635 code for a protein of 200 amino acids. The record is from RefSeq and is a predicted model, not a curated record. Gene Ontology annotation, biological process: regulation of neurogenesis; regulation of transcription by RNA polymerase II; anterior/posterior pattern specification.